AACAGUCGCGGUGGAUGCAAUCUAUUGGCUUCUCGGCGCUGCUGCUAAUGUCACAACCCCGCAUGUAGCCCGCACUGCCUCCACCCGUGUAUUUCUGUCGCCGCGGCCCGCUCUCCCUCCCCCUUAAAUGGUGUGGGCAGGAGUGGUAUGGAAGACUGCAUUGGGAAGCUUCACAUGGAAAUGGUCUUUGCUGUUGGCAUUGCUCUAGCACCAUUCUGGUGACAACAACAUGCCGUUGAAAUGGAAAAGCGGUUCUCCUGUCAGCUGGAAAUUCCCAGUGCCGGUCCUUAAGACAUCCCGGUCCUCGCCGCUUUCACCUGCCUACAUCCACCAACACUCCUUUGUGGUGUGGACAACCCACUCUCUGCUCGCUGCCUGUUCGACUUACCACCUGACAGGAUCCCUCGUAGAGGACGACGACGCUCACAUGAAAGUUGCUCUGGGCUACGGUGAUAUGGGCAUCUGUGCUCACCUGCAGGCAUCAAAGACUGGAAACACGCGAUUUUUCACAAGCAACACACACAGCUCAGUGGUUCUUCAGGGAUUCGACCAGCUGAGGAUAGAAGGAUUGCUAUGUGAUGUCACAUUGGUGGCUGGGGAUGGCGAUGAAGCUUUCCCCGUACACCGAGCCAUGAUGGCAUCCUCCUCCGACUAUUUCAAAGCCAUGUUCACAGGUGGAAUGAAAGAACAGGAUUUAAUGUGCAUCAAGCUCCACGGAGUUAACCGAAUAGGCCUGAAGAAGAUCAUCGACUUCAUCUACACGGCCAAGUUGUCGCUCAACAUGGAGAAUCUACAAGACACACUCGAGGCAGCCAGCUUCUUACAAAUCCUUCCUGUGUUGGAUUUCUGCAAGGUCUUUCUAAUAUCUGGGGUUUCCCUUGACAACUGUGUCGAGGUGGGCCGUAUUGCGAACACGUAUAACCUCACAGAGGUGGACAAAUAUGUCAACAAUUUCAUACUGAAAAACUUCCCCUCGCUUUUGGGCACUGGCGAGUUUGUCAAGCUGCCGUUUGAACGCUUAGCUUUUGUGCUGUCCAGCAACAGCUUGAAACACUGCACUGAGUUGGACCUUUUCAAGGCCGCUUGCCGCUGGCUACGCUACGAAGACAGUCGCAUGGACUAUGCCUCAAAGCUCAUGAAGAACAUCCGCUUCCCCCUCAUGAACCCGCAGGAGCUCAUCAAUCACGUACAGACAGUUGACUUCAUGCGCACUGACAACACGUGCGUCAACCUUCUCCUGGAAGCGAGCAACUACCAAAUGAUGCCCUACAUGCAGCCAGUCAUGCAGUCAGAACGGACAGCCAUCCGCUCAGACAGCGCCCACCUGGUCACCCUGGGUGGCGUCCUGCGGCAACAGCUCGUUGUGAGCAAGGAGCUGCGUCUGUUUGACGAGAAAGCUCACGAAUGGAAAGCGUUGGCACCUAUGGACGCGCCUCGCUACCAGCAUGGCAUUGCGGUCAUUGGCAACUUCCUCUAUGUGGUGGGGGGCCAGAGCAACUAUGACACCAAAGGCAAGACAGCAGUGGACACGGUGUUCCGCUACGACCCUCGCUACAACAAGUGGAUGCAGGUGGCGUGCCUUAAUGAGAAGCGUACCUUCUUCCACCUCAGUGCGCUCAAGGGACACCUCUAUGCUGUCGGUGGAAGGAACGCGGCUGGGGAGCUUGCUACUGUGGAGUGCUACAACCCAAGGACGAACGAAUGGACGUAUGUUGCUAAAAUGAAUGAGCCACACUAUGGCCAUGCCGGGACAGUGUAUGGAGGCUACAUGUAUAUUUCAGGGGGCAUCACUCACGACACCUUUCAGAAGGAGCUGAUGUGCUUUGACCCAGAUUCUGACAAAUGGACUCAGAAGGCGCCCAUGACCACCGUGCGCGGCCUCCACUGCAUGUGCACAGUGGGAGACCGCCUCUACGUGAUCGGUGGGAACCACUUCCGGGGCACGAGCGACUACGAUGAUGUGCUCAGCUGUGAGUACUACUCCCCCGCCCUGGACUUGUGGACUCCUAUCUCCCCCAUGUUGCGGGGCCAGAGCGACGUGGGAGUGGCUGUGUUUGAGAAUAAGAUCUAUGUGGUGGGCGGAUACUCGUGGAACAAUCGCUGCAUGGUGGAAAUAGUUCAGAAGUAUGACCCCGAGAAAGAUGAGUGGCACAAAGUGUUUGACUUACCCGAGUCGCUGGGCGGAAUUCGAGCCUGCACGCUCACAGUGUUCCCCCCUGAAGAUAUCUCAGGCUCGCCGUCCAGGGAGUCGCCCCUUUCAGCACCUUGAUGAGUGAAGGGGGGCGCCCUAUUUUGGUCAUACCCCCUCAACCCCCUUAACUCCCCAACAAACACGUAUAGACAUUGUUUGCACUUCUUGGGACUAAGUGUGUACUGCUACCCUCAGUCCUACAAACGUGGUUCAACCAACAUACCGUACAGUCAUGGCAACCGAUUUACACCUUAAUGUUGCACACUCGGUUUAUAUUUUGUCAGGAAAGUACCUUGACCUGUAAAGGGACUUUGCAAAUCAACUUUUCUACCUGAUGUCGCCACUAGUCAUACGCCGUCGUGCGGAGCAGGGUGACUCCGGGGCAAACUCAGGGCUCGGCCCAGGCCCGUCUAAACAGCUCUCCUUCAGUUUCACUUCUUUCCUGCGAUUGCUACGAAACUGUUAAAGUGGUGUUUUCUAAAUUUAAUAAACAUGGUUUUUAAAGUACGUAGACCUUCAUGGCAUCAUUACUGCUUGAGGACAUUCCCAGUCUUCCCUGUGAUUGAUUCCCAGUCGCACCUGUCCGUUACGGACUUUUGUUUACUGCUGGUAUAAACAAUCUGCUGACUGGCGUUACCUGGAAACUGGUGCUUUCUCCCCGUGCUGGCAUCAUGACAGACGGCGGUGUCGCCCACAGUCUGCCCACCUGCUCUCGGCCAAUUAAAUCCUUAGUAGCGGCAUAUGGUGUCCGAGAUGAGUGCUUCCCGCUGUUACUGGGAACAAAAGGUUUGUGUAAUCAUUAGGUGAGUUUGGUCCAUAGUGUUAUAUCCUCAUUAUGCUCUCAUUACAGCACAUUACUGUGGUGCCUCUGAUUAUCCAUGUAUUUUUGAUCACAUCAGAUAGGAGCAGAAUAUAAUUAUUUGCCAGCAAAUAAUUACACCUGUACCAGCUACAGCUCGGGAAAAAUCUAAGGCACCACAAAUUUUGACAGGUGGAGAUCAUGCCACAAUACGCAUGAAAGCUGCGAUUAAACAUUAGGAUUACCAUAAUUUCCGGACUGCAGAGGGCGCAGGUAUGUAAGCCGUACCCACCAUAUAAAGAGGUAUAUAAAUAAAUAAAUAAUAUUUUAUUAUUAUAAUAUAUAAAUAAAGAGGUGGGAAAAAAGAUUUGUACAUAUAUAGGCCACACCUGUCUAUAAGCCGCAGGUGUCCACGUCAUAACAUGGGAUGUUUAGGACACAGAAAGAUGUUACACAGAAAUAAUUUUUUUUUGAACUUUUGAUUAAAUAUAUGUUUUUUUCCAAACAGUGCCAAGCAGUGCAUCGUAAUAUGGCCAGUCAAAGAGUGAAUGUAAGAUGGCUAGUUAAACAGUAGCCUACCAGAAAAGUCAUUCAUCUCGUCCUCGUCGUCCUCCUGGGAACUAAAACCAUUCAAGUCGUCUUGACAAGCAUCACAAUUGAACAGCCUCAUAAUUCCUUCGUCACACACUUUGUCAGUCUCUCUCUCUCUCUCUGGUUCUCUUUCCCUCUUUGUCUUUCAAAACCCGUUGGUGAUAGUGGAAGGUUGGCAGUUCGAGUAGUCCAAACAGAGGCUGCAGUAAUUCUUCACUUGAUCAAACUUACUUAAGAUGUGUCAGAGAUCACUGCAUGAGACUUGAAAAUGUGAUAUUAGUCACUUGUCCACAUCACUACUUCCUGAAGCUGCAUUCUAAGCAUCAUGGGAAAUGUAGUUAUUAGCCACUGAACACGCUGCAGGGUUCAAAGCAUGACAAUAUAGGCCUCAAAUAUUGGUUUCUGAACUCUUUAAGUGAAAACAUGACAACAUUUUUAAAAAAACCAUUUAUCAUUUUCUCUAAAUUCCAUCUAUCCAUCCAUUUUCUAUGCCGCUUGUCCAUACUUGGGUCGCAGGGGUACGCUGGAGCCUAUCCCAGCUGACUUCAGGCAAGCGGUGGGGUACACCCUGGACUGGUCGCCAGCCAAUCGCAGGGCACGUAUAGACAAACAACCAUUCACACUCUCAUUCAUACCUAUGGACAAUUUAGAGUCGCCAAUUAACCUAACAUGCAUGUUUUUGGAAUGUGGAAGGAAACCAGAGUACCCGAAAACAACCCAUGUACGCACGGGGAGAUCAUGCACACACCACACAAAGAUGCCCAAGUGGAUAUUCCAACCCAGAUCUUCCCGGAUUUUCUCUUUCUUUAUAGAAUAAAAAACAUGUUCAUUGCUUCUCAAACACAUACUGUAGUAAAAUCAGAGAUCAUCAUUUAGCAGUGGUCUCUGAUUUCCCGGAGCUAUAUUUACAGCCGUGUACAAACAGAGUUAGAAUCAGUUUUUCAUCCAUUUAAUUAUAAGUCAUUUCCAAGUACCAAUUAUAAGACAAACUCCUCUUUUUCAAGACCAGUUUUGGAAAAUUACUGUAUAGUAUUGAGUUUGCUUCCCAGGGACUGACUGCUUUCAGCACUUAGAUGAGUGAGGCGGAGGGUUGGGGGUGCAUAUGCACCCCAUGACGCCCCACUCUUCAGAUCCGUUGACAAACAAGCUUAGCAAAGUUCCACGUUUGAAUGUUUAUUGUUGUCGUGUGCAGUGGCGGUGCAUUAUAGUGUCGUUGCUAAAGACUCUGCCGUUUAGCGAUUCAGUCUGAAUAUUUACGUCAGAUGAUGUCAUAUGGUGGCAAAUUCAAAUGUUUUGGCCAUGGAUUGUAGCUAGAACAGCACGAGAAGCAUCCAAAGGUGUCUCGGAAACGUUUGCUUAAGUAUGAAUAACAUCUUCAUUGAGCCGAGCAUACGAACCAUCGAACGCCAGAGUAACAUCAUCUUAAGUAUAAGCAAUAUUAAUGAAAUGGCAGAAAAAACGUGUCAGCAUCCACUUAGGCUAAGCUCCGCCCACCGCCUCAUCAAAACACUGGUAGCUCCUGGAUUGUCCACAUUGCUCUUUUUGAAAUAUUUGGAUCACUAUUCUCUUAGAAUACUAUUAUUUUGGAUCACACUAUGAGGUCCUGGGCAAGGAAAUUGCUGAGUCCCAUAAGCCACUUACUUACCUGCAGGAGAGAGAGCGUCAUGACUACGAGCAGGCCGCCUACAUGAAAUAUGUGAGUAUAUAACAUGGCAUGGCUGCGGAAAAGUUCAUUUUUUUACCCUGUUUUUGUGUAAAUGUUGCGUAUGGUGAGUUCCGUGGCUGGAGGCGAGGACAAGCUGUCUGCCUGCCCAACAGCCAUAGAACUCUCAAAAACGGUAAGAUUCCACCCAAGUAACAUUUGAGAACUGCCAAGUGUCAAAGUCUAUAAGCCACGUUCUCCUGCUGACUGAAAACCUGACAAAGGAGUCAGAAUUUAAAGUUGAGGUGCACUCAAAAUUGCGUAUUUUUUGCAGCGUUGAAUCGCCGCUACGUGAUUUAAAAACAUGUAAAAAGAUGUGGCAAAUAAAACCUUGCACUCACCAAAAUAUGUCAGUGAUCACAAUCGCGAUGAUUUGACACCACAUUAUUUUUAGGCAUCAAUAUAAAGUAAUUAAGCCCUAUACUUUUUUCUUCUUCUUCGUCCAAACUUCCUGUGCAUGGUCAAUAUUAUCUGCGUAGCAAAAAUUGUGUGUGUAUUUAGCAAACAAUAAUAGCAUCAAUAAUGACUUCCACCGUAAAUCAUUUUACAGGGUGCUAUUACAAUUAAUAUCAGAGCCACUCACUAAAACCAUGAUAUUCCUGUCAGGUUUUUCCCAAUAAAUAAAUUAAAUCAUCAACAUAGAAAAGCCCAAACAUAAUUCAAGAUUCAUUUUGUCAUCACUAUACGUCAAUAAUGUAACAUCUACAAGCAAGGAAUUUCCCUUUCACCUCCAACUAACAAUUUCAAAAUAUACAUAGAAGAUCCUCGUCACGAUCUCUGCAGGUUUGGAGAGCGUGUCAUAUAUGCCCAUAAACGCCUUCCAUUUUCACACAGAACCGUGAAACGGCGCAGUGGGACAGCACCUUAAAUAAGGUAAGCAAAAUAUGAGAAACACCUCCGUGUUAGCGACGCUAGCACCUCCCAGCUUCAUACUGUUCGCCGUGUGACAUCGCGCUCUCACUAAGGGUGGCAAAACACAAUCUUGUUUUUACUAUCUCACCAUCCAGACCCAGUGAGGCGUGAUCCGCUGUCUCUAUUCAUCUUUGAGGGAGUGCGCUUUCAAAACAAACCUCUUUUAUGAAGUCUGAAGACUUCAUCCUCCGUGUAGUCGGGCUCCAAGGCUGCUACUCUUGAAUGCUAAAGUUUGUGUAAGCCAGUGUCAAUAUUACAUGAUGGCGCUUGUGUUUUAAUGAACAAUGCAUCCCUUUGAGACAAAGCAAAGGAAAAAAGAUGACAAACGUCCUCCUUCAUAUUCUUCUCCUUUCAUCAUCUUCACUACCUGUGCUUCUUGGUGGAUUGCAUCACCGCUGGUGGCCUUAUUUACCAUGUGAUAAGGUGCGUGCGCUCGCGUGUGCGUACAGUCGAGCACACAUCUGGGUCGCCAUGUCUUCUCCUCAAAAGGCAAGAAGUUGACCCCCAUGUUGCCCAGGCUCAUGCACAUACAAUAUCGAUUCAGAAUAUUCAAAAUAUGUCUAUUUAAAUAGUAAAUGUCGUUAAUGAUUAAAAUUAAAUCAUUUAAAAACAAUUGAAAUUUGAAUUAAAUUUAAGGAGGGGAAUGCGCUUACAGUAACUAAAGCGUCGAUCCUCACCCCACCCCCGCCCCUAUUCAUGAUGAAACACCCCGUAGAGAUGCAGAACCUCACCGUCUUCUGACUGCAUGCACAAUGGCGUUAAUGGCUAUUGAUCCCAGCAGCUGGCACACGCCCAAAGUAUCUAAAAUAACUUCUCCUCGUUGCAUAAUCGUAUUCAUCUCAUUGCUGCACUGAAUCAAAAGCAAAAGGUGCUUCAGAAAGGUUUACAUCUCUUUAUGAAAUGUCUCUAGUGAAUAUUCAUAGGUCAAGUUUUGGUGCGCCCUGUCCCAUGCGAGCGUGUCGUCCCUGAUUCCCCUCUUCUUCCAGCACCAGACGUGUAUGAGGGAUUAUGGCGGUGGUGGGAGGGGUAAUUAAGGGCUUUGUUUUUCUUGAACAUCUGGCCAUGUCGCAGGCCUAGAUUUUAUUGUACGCAUCGCUUGUUUACCCAAAUUGCAAAGUCUGUGUUCUGCCGCCAAACUGGAGCAUCUCUUUCCACAGAUAAUUCUUUUCAUGCACCCUUGCCUAUGAAAAAGAUAAAUAGGCAAAAGAUAACUUUUGUGACAUACUGUAUAUAUACUGUAUAUAUAUAUGUGUGUGUGUGUGUGUAUAUAUAUAUAUAUGUGUGUAUGUAUGUAUGUACAGUAUGUGUAAUAUAUAUAUGUGUGUGUGUGU
Messenger RNA from Dunckerocampus dactyliophorus (ringed pipefish), 7526 nucleotides. RefSeq names its product kelch-like family member 13 (gene klhl13). Gene Ontology annotation, cellular component: Cul3-RING ubiquitin ligase complex. The transcript is spliced from 8 exons. Lineage: Eukaryota; Metazoa; Chordata; Actinopteri; Syngnathiformes; Syngnathidae. Bases 230 to 2269 code for a protein of 679 amino acids. Gene Ontology annotation, molecular function: cullin family protein binding; ubiquitin-protein transferase activity. Gene Ontology annotation, biological process: protein ubiquitination; regulation of cytokinesis. The record is from RefSeq and is a predicted model, not a curated record.